GAGGAUGUUGCUGAUGCGAUGUUUGAGUUGCUUAAGAUUAAUAUGAAUGCAGACGAUCUAGCUCAAAAAAAUUAUAAUGAAAAAAUGAAUCAAAUUGAAAAUUCUCAAAAAGGAUGUGAUAAGUAUUGGAAAAAUGUUAUUCAAGUUGAU
Molecule: messenger RNA, 150 nt
Organism: Racocetra persica
Lineage: Eukaryota; Fungi; Glomeromycota; Glomeromycetes; Diversisporales; Gigasporaceae
Source: the annotation of a GenBank genome assembly